GCGGCCUUCCCUCAGCCUGCCCGCGGCAGGGCGGCGGCAGCGGCGGCUUCCGGCGAAGCCCUCUUGCCUUCAACAAAGAUGGUGGUCCCCGCGCAGGCUCGGCGGGCGCCGGGGCGCCCCGUGUAGUUCCCCACUUCCCUGGUGUUGUCAGAUGGAUGCCAGAGACAAGCAGCUUUUACGCUCCCUGCGCCUGGAGCUCUGCACAGAGGUGCUGGUGGAUGGACUUGUUAUUCAGUAUCUCUACCAAGAAGGGAUUCUCACGGACAGUCACGUUCAAGAAAUAAAGUCCCAAACCACCAGUCAGAGGAAAACUAUGAUGCUCCUUGAUAUUCUCCCCACCAGAGGACCCAAGGCUUUUGAUGCGUUUCUGGAUUCCUUGCAGGAGUUCCCAUGGGUUAAAGAGAAGCUGAUGAUGAAGCGUAAGGAAAUGACAGUACAAGAUCCUGCAGCUGUAACUGAAAUCGCACCAUGUAUUUUGAAGACUUCACCAACAGAUCAGCAGCUGAACAAGCUUGCGAGGAGACUGGGACCCGAAUGGGAGCAUAUAGUUCUGUGCCUGGGUUUGUCCCAUACUGACAUCUAUCGAUGUAAAGUCAAUCACCCUCACAACCUGCAGUCACAGAUCGUAGCUGCAUUUGUCCUGUGGAGACAGCGUUUGGGGAAAAAAGCCACAAUCCAAAAUCUCCAAGCCGGUCUGAUGGCAGAAGAAGUGGAUCCUUCUGUGAUACAGUACAUGCUGGAGUGAAGCUUUGCUAUUGAUUGCGAGCUUUCAAGUAAUUUGUUAAAUUAAUUAGAGGAUUCACUGAAAUGUAUACUGAAGAUCUGACACCUCAAACUGGAAAAAAAUGGGGUUGGGAAGUGUGGUUUUAUUAAGCUUAAACAUUCCAGUUUUCUGUGGCAUCUUGUGACUUGUAAUUCUUUUCAUGCCAGAUUAAUUUUUAGCAGGCAUUAAAAAAUGGAUCACUCUUUCCUGUUCGCUUUUGUACUAUUCCAGUGGGGAUAUAGGGUGACACUUAAAGUCCUUGCAAGCAGGAGGCCCUGCAGUGAGUUCAGCGAGGUUUCUGGUUUCAUUGCGGGAGCAACACUUGGUUUAACCUAUUUUCUGGACUACGUAGGAGCCUUUUUUACUGCUGUUCCAUGCUAGUUCCCUGAUAUCCCAGCAAGAAAUGAGAAUAAUCACUGUUACUAAUUUAACAAUUUUACAACGGUUAUUGCAGGUGGCUAAUUUCACAUUUAUAAAAGUUUUAGCACCUACGGUUUCUUGCUAGGAUAGAUGGCUGCCACCUUAGUCUGCCUUUGAAAUUGGCCCUAAGUGGAAGUAACUGGAACCUAGUGUGCCUGUGAGGCUUUUUCCAGUUAUUAUUUAAUGCGUUUCUGCAAGGAGACAGGCAGUGUGCACAUAUGCCAUCUCUUAGCAUAGCAUGGGUGGGGAGUUCUUAGUAAGACACAUGGUUUAAAAGUGACCAGAAGAUAGGCAGGAGACGGCAAACAGAGCAAGAAGGGGCAUAAAAAAUGAGACAACUUCUAAGUUGUCCGUGUUUGUCUCCGCUGAUAAACUGGGAGACAAUCAGGUGCCUGCUGAGUCUUUAUACUAUGUUCUGGAUCCAGGCAAUCUUGUUUCACAGGAGUUUUACUCUUAGGCUGAGUGUCAUAGGCACCUUUCUCUGACCACCGCGUGCCCAACGGGGUACUGAAGCUUGCAGGUCUUUGCUGGUCAAGAUGAACUCCCCACUCCUCUCCUUCCAGCUUGUGCCAUCCACCAGGCUCGUUUGUGUUCUGCCAGCUUUUCUGCACCUAAUGGGGGCAGCUUCGACACUCCCGUCCCUAGUUCUUUGCCAGCUGUAAUCGUACCACCAGUGAUGAUUAGAUUUUAUCCAGAAGAAUGGUAAAGCUUGGGCUUUUCUCCUCCUCCCCUCCUGGCAGGGAGUUUUUCUUCCUGCUGGAAGAAACCACUGAGGUUUUUGCUGAUCAGGUAAGUGGGGAUCAGUCCACAGGGUACGCAUCCAAAGGCAAUGGAAGUGACCAGCUGCUCUCUGAGGCCUGCUGAUAAGAGGCAGAAUGCAUUUUAAUUCUCCCUGGGCAGUUUGCUGUACAGUAAACGAGGAACAAAGUUUGGAUGCAGGGUUUCCAGGUCUAUUUAUGAGCAAGUUCUGGUAGACUCUUUCAUCUGCAGAGUCUUUGCCAAGUUACUUCCCAUCCUACACGAUCUGCCCCGUAUAAUUUAACAGCUUAACAGCCUUGUCAGAAGUCUUUAUUGGAGCAUGAAUGAACUUUACUGCCUUUUUUUUUUUUUUUUUUUUUAAUUCUUCCUGUGCCCAGAUUUUGGAAGACGUCUGGGAAAUUAGGAAAGACAAAGAGAUUUUAAGGACACGCUGUCUGCCUUGUUUUUAAGAAGCAUGGAAACAGAAAACAUAUCCUGGCAGUAUCAGCUCCUACAGGUCCCAGAGCAGUCUGAUGGUAUUUUGGUUUUAAUCUUCUGCAUACAGUUCUGACCUUCAGUAAAUCAUGAUCCUGUUAUACCUCACUCAGAUCUUAACUAAUCAUAUCCUGUUACGGCUACUUACAGGGUUUAAGGCUAUCAACAAGUCCCAAAUAAACAAUGUAAAUAAAUUUAGGCCUUGGGAUUUAUUUAUUUUUCUGUUUCAUGAUGCUUUAAUGCCAGCGUAUUCCUUUUUGGUUGAAAAUCAUCCUAGAGGUGGUGUACAGGCAUUUGGCAAAUUGAGAUGAGCGUGGCCCAGCACGGGGAGCGUGAUGAGGACUCUGAAGCAAUUCUGCCCGUGAGACGAGCAGGAGCAUGGUCUGCGUGUUAGGGAAGAGGGGAAAAGCAGUGUCCCUGGCAGCAGUUUGGAGGAACAAAAGCUAGAGAUGGAAGAAACUACUGAAAUCACGUAGAGGAAGAAGCUGGCUCCCGGUCAUAUAAAUGUAAGUAGCUUACCUUGUUCUGAGCUGGCACGGACCAAGUCUUAAUACAGACUGGUCUGCAAAGGAGACAUCCCCAGUUAACCCAGCCUGAAGGCAGUGCUCCGGGAAGGCAACCAGUCUGGAUGGUAGAGCAGUGUAAUGGGCACACUCACAGGGCCCUAGUACCACCUUCUUUGCAUGAACUUUGUAUUUCAUGUUCCUGAUUUGUUAGACCAAUGUCAGGUUAUCCAUAACUAAUAUAUUUAGAGCAUUUUUAAUGAUUAAGAAAACAGCCUGGAGUAGGUGUGAAGUCUCACGCCAAAGAAGCCUUCCUUGCAAGCCAGGUAUCCUUCUGUGUAUCUACUAGGGGCCACUGGAAACCUGAUGGGUCACUAUCUCAUCAGGUAGUUUCCCCACAGUCUUUAAACUGGGCUUUAGGUGGGCUGAAUCCUGCAUCCCGGCAGUGGUACCGAAGUGACAGGAGCCAUGGCUGAGCAAGGAAUUUAAAACCUGGCCUCUUGUAUUGUAGAACAAAGCACUUAAUUCAUAAUUUAUAGUUACUUUCACAUUCCCAGGCCCUAAAUUAAUGCUGUAAUACUUGAGUUGCAAAUACUGAAGGGAGAGGUUUACUUAUUUUAUGAGGCUGUUUCCAUUGCUGUUAUUUUUAAAUUCAUGGAAAUGUUCCUAUUAGACUCUUCAGUUUUAUUAAAGCUUGUUUUUGCACCACACAAAUGCAGGGACACAUUUAACUUGACAGUAGUAUUCCUUUAACCCAGUGGAUUUUUCCGUCCACUUAAAAAUAUUUUUCUUCUGUAUGUAAUGCUUUAUUUUGCACAAGGAUGCAAUUAAGACAAUUUAAUUCUUCAAAUGUAUAGCAAGACCUCUCUUUCUCUCUUAGGACAGCCAAAAGCUCUUAAAAUGUUUAUUCUUCUCUGGCUAAUUUGGGAGCAAAUGUUAUUUAUUUACAUCUCACUCAUGGACAAGGCUGGGACUUCAGUAUUGUUCAGGAGUGAGGCAACUCAGGGAGUGAAUUUCCCCAUCUCUCCCUUCGCCUCAACUGCCUUGCGCCACCAGUUUGGGUGACGACAAGGGGCUUGCGCAGGGGUUCCUGUGCCCCCAGGACUGGUGCACGGGACAGGCUGAGAGCUGGGGGCAGCCCCCCCAGCAAGGACUCGUCCCUCUUCCACCGCUCAUUGCUUACCUUGAGUGGCCACUCCAGGCUUCCGGCUAGUGCGUGGGCUCAGGGACAAAGGCUAGGCAGCAGCAACUGUUCUCUGGUGUGUUUGGGUUUCUUAACUGAUGUUGAAAAAGCCUUUCUAGUAAAAAUGGUAUUAUGGCUAUCUACUUACCUAUGGCAGUGUUUAGGAGCCCUGAGAGAGGAAAACGUAAAGGUGGCCCCUGUUGGACCUUCCACUGAAAUGGAUGGCUUAACUUCUGUUCCUUGGAAAAAGUAGUUGUUGAUUCUCUUCCUUGGUCUGUAAAGGACACUUUGAGAUCCCAUGUAACUUUCCUAAGUGGUAAGCAGGCUUUAUAAAAGCUGUUUUGUACUCUGCAAGUACAGGUGGACUCUUAGCAUAGCAACAGGCAAGAUCUAAGAGCACUGCUUCCCACCUGUAUAAAGUAGCAUGGAUGAUCACAAAGGAGGGAUCUCCUCAGGGCAGAACCAUGUCAAGGAGGCUUUAUGCUGCAUUGAACGGUAGUUGGACUGUAGAGUAAAAUGAAAAUGCAGUUGUCUUUGAGCCGCUUCUCCCAGAUGAUGUGGGGGAAAUUUCCAUCUUGAGUCAUAUGUUAUGGCAGUCAUUGAUCAAUGGAAUAAAACAUUUUGCAAAAGGCUGGAAAAAUAAACAAAGUCAUAUUAUAUUCACAGAACAUAAUGGGCACGCUCAUCUGAUGCUAAAUGCGGUCAUGCUGCCAGUUUUGUUUCUUAUUGGCAAUAAAAACAGUCUCUGAGAGCUAAUCUGUUUAUAAACUUCCGUAUUCUCCAUGGCCAUAGGCUGAUGUCAAGGCAUAGAAGAAGUAGAGAUGAAGUAAAA
This is a messenger RNA of Chroicocephalus ridibundus (black-headed gull), 4934 nucleotides long. RefSeq names its product CASP2 and RIPK1 domain containing adaptor with death domain (gene CRADD). The coding region runs from base 152 to 745 and encodes 197 amino acids. The transcript is spliced from 3 exons. Lineage: Eukaryota; Metazoa; Chordata; Aves; Charadriiformes; Laridae. Gene Ontology annotation, biological process: cellular response to mechanical stimulus; positive regulation of apoptotic signaling pathway. The record is from RefSeq and is a predicted model, not a curated record. Gene Ontology annotation, molecular function: protease binding; death domain binding. Gene Ontology annotation, cellular component: cytoplasm.